AUGGCUGCUGUUGCAAGCACUCAUUAUAAAUUCGCCGUGUUAAGCGGAAAGCCAGUUUUCCAUGUUAGUAGUCCUGUGCCCCUGAUUUACACCCAGGGACACGGCCAAAUGGUGACUUUAGCAUUAUCGACGCGAUCCUUGGCAGCGAGCCCAGCGAGGAGUCCAAGAGCCGCGCCAGCCAGCAGCGCUUUGUGGCCAAGAUCCUCCCCGGAGUUGAAGGAGCCGGCGUCAGCUUCCGGACUCAGCUUCAAAACCGCAUCGGAGACUUUUUCGGACUCAACCCCGACAAAAGCUCAGUCUUUUGCGUCACGAGCGGCACUAAUGCAAUCCGAGCGGUCUUAG
Pyricularia pennisetigena is the source of this 342-nucleotide messenger RNA. RefSeq lists its product as uncharacterized. Bases 1 to 342 code for a protein of 113 amino acids. The record is from RefSeq and is a predicted model, not a curated record. Lineage: Eukaryota; Fungi; Ascomycota; Sordariomycetes; Magnaporthales; Pyriculariaceae. The transcript has a single exon.